This is a messenger RNA of Clunio marinus, 2072 nucleotides long. The record is from the annotation of a GenBank genome assembly. NCBI's taxonomy places the organism in Eukaryota, Metazoa, Arthropoda, Insecta, Diptera, Chironomidae.
AUGGAUUUUCUUUCAUUCGAUGAUGAUAAUAAUCUUCCCAUCCUUAUCUCUUCAGGAAGAAUUCUUGCAAUGCCUUCAGAGUGCACAGCUAAUCCAUUGCAACGCGCAUUGGCCGAUUCGAUCAUUCGAAUGGUGUCAUUGGAUGAGUUGCGGAUCUUAUUUGCAUGUGGUGCAAAGGUGAAUGAACCAGUGACACAAGGUCUUUGUGCCAUGCACUACGCCGUCUGGCAAAAGAACAUCGCAGCUAUCAAUCUUUUGUUGGUACGUGGUGCCGACAUUAAUAAAAUUGAUGACUGUGGUUACUCCGCAUUACAUUUAGCUGCUGAACAUGGAUAUUAUGAGAUUUGUAAAAUACUUCUUGAUGCUGGAGCGAAGGUUGAUUAUCGUGAACCAACAGAUGAAAUCUUUCCACGCACUACAUUAUGCGAUGAACCUUUGAGACUUGCAUUAAGAAAUAAGCAUUAUGAUGUCGCACGUAUAAUUCUUGAACGAGGUGCUGAUCCCAAUAAACGUUAUUUCUUCGGAGCUGAGAUAAACUUGGCUAACGAUAUCGAAUCACUUGAACUUCUUUUGAACUUUGGCGCAAAUACAGAAACACGCGAUCGUUCAGGCUUAACACCAUUAAUGCGAUAUGUUCGCACUUCAAAUGGGAUGGAAGCAGUUUUAUUGCUUUUAAAAUACGGUGCAGAUGUAAAUGCAAUGGCUGAUGGUCGUAAUGACUUCAGAACUGUUUUGCAUUAUGCAAUUUUAUCGGGUAACAUGAGUCUUGUGACUUUACUAUUGAAACAAGGCGCAAAAGUUGACGUGACACCACCAGCACCUGAACCCGAUCGUGCAUCGCCACUUGAUUUGGCAAUUUUACGUGGCGAUCCAGCAUUAGUAAGAAUGCUUCUUGAGCAUGGAGCGAAUGUUAAUCGAUGCAGUCCCAUAAUUGGAUCGCCACUUCAUGUUGCUUGUGCUGAUAAGAUUUUGCAUCGAGUAGAAAUCCUAAAGAUGCUACUUUCAUAUGGCGCUAAUCCUAACAUCCGCGUCUAUGGCGAAAUGGGAUCAAACGCUACACUGCGUCCACCAUUAGCCGAACUUCUUGUCAGUAAUGAAAAUGUUCAACUUGAUGAAGUUAAACUUCUUCUCAAACAUGGUGCACGUGUCAUCAUGAAGACACAGUUUAGAGAUCCAGAUGGAUUGCUUAACUGUUUGACAAAUCUUACCGGCGACUCACCUGUUUUUAUUCACCUCCUUGAAUGUACGGAAGAAUUCGAUCCUUGCAUGAUUCGACGAAAUCCACAUCUGAAUUUACGUCAACGUUCAUUAUUAUUGGAAAAAUCAUCAACUCCACUCUCCCUUCAAUCAACCACAAGAAGCUUUUUCCGAAAACUCUUCGGCCGGAAGCUUCCUGAAAUGGUCCCCAUGCUUGAAGUCCCCAAAAUGCUUCACAAAUAUCUUCUUUUUGAGACUUACUGAUAGUUUACAUACUCUGAUAAAUAUUUUUUUGAUGUCUAAGACUUUAAUAAUUGAAUUCAUGAGACUUUAAUGAAACUGUAGCUGUUUGGUGAACUUUUCGAAAUGAAAAGUUUAGAAAUAAUUUUUUUUUUUGAUGUCAUUGGAAAAGUUUGAAACUUUUUCCGAUGGAAAACUUUGCUGAUCAAACAAAUAUCGAGUAGAACCAGUUGGUUGUUUGAUUUUUUUUUGGAAUUAAAGCACUCUUGAUACAAAUGAAGUGAGACACGUGCCAUGAGUCACUGUUAGACGUAUUGCGUUUAAAGAGUUUUGUGAGAAUAACUUGCUUUGAAUGAUCAGAGAAUAUUUGAUCAGACUUAAGAAAGAUAUUCUUAAUUUGUAGUUUUUAAACUUGUCUGUAAAAUCGAAAAUUGUGAUAUUUGUUAAGUGAAGCAUAAACGAUAUGAAGCAGGGAAAUCAUAAUUAGCCAAUCUUUUAUUGUCGUAAGCACACUUUAAGUAAACAAUAAACUUUUUUUAUAUUUUAAUAAACUGACACAUAAUUGUGCCGAAAGUUUGUGAAGAAAAAUAUUCUUUGAAUAAAGAAAAAUUCUUUUUUGUAUUGGAAUCUGAAGA